UGCCUUUUAAGCACUCUUUCGUCCCCAACUUUACACCUCUACAUGUCUCAUAUCUCUCUGUCUGUCCAACGAUCCCUCUCCUUUGUCAUCUCCGUCUCCAUCUCCCAAGCACCGGAGAGGAGAGCUAGCAUGCCUGGAUGUCCACGGAGAGGGAGAGACUCGAUGAGAUCGGGAAGAUCAAGCGAGAGCCGGAUACAGCCGCCCUCGCUGUCGCUGCCGCAUCCGCCUCCACCGUGCCGGCCGACAACCACAUCCCACGCCGCCUCGGCCACGGCGGUGCCCUCAACACCUUGACGCCGUGCGCCGCGUGCAAGCUCCUCCGCCGCCGCUGCGCGCAGGAAUGCCCCUUCGCCCCUUACUUCUCGCCGCAUGAGCCCCACAAAUUCGCCGCCGUCCACAAGGUCUUCGGCGCUAGCAACGUCUCCAAGAUGCUCUUGGAGGUGGUGGAGGGGGAGAGGGCGGACACAGCGAGCAGCCUGGUGUACGAAGCGAACCUCCGGUUGCGGGAUCCGGUGUACGGAUGCAUGGGCGCCAUCUCCAUUCUCCAGCAACAGGUGAACGCGCUGGAGGCCGAGCUGGAGGCAGUGAGGGCCGAGAUCCUCAAGCACAGGUACCGGCAGGCCACCGGCAACCGUCUCAUGGACGACGUGCGUGCCACGGCCAGCUUCGUCUUGGCUCCUGCGUCCGCUCCGAUGCACGUUAAUGACGUUGUAUCAGUGGUGGAGGCAGGCCAAGAGGUCACCGCCACCGGCGGCGCGUCGGGGGUGUACAUUGCGGAAGCCGAGCAGCCGUCAAGUACUAAUAACUAUAGCUCCCUUAACCCAAGUGAGCAUCCUGCAUACUUUGGUUGACAAUAAGCAUGGAUUUAUUUAACAUUUUGGUGGGAUCACAGUAGUAGAAAGUUUGGAUGAAUAAACUGUGUGCAAGUUUAAUUAUAUAUACAAGUUUUCUAGAAAUAGGUUAUAGAUGUGGAUAUGUAUAUUGGGUGACUAAAAAGUUCAUCCAAUAUUAUGGAAUAUAUGUACCAUUAUUUUCUUGU
This is a messenger RNA of Zea mays, 1039 nucleotides long. Its product is annotated as LOB domain protein 25. The record is from RefSeq and is marked validated. The transcript is spliced from 3 exons. Bases 138 to 851 code for a protein of 237 amino acids. NCBI's taxonomy places the organism in Eukaryota, Viridiplantae, Streptophyta, Magnoliopsida, Poales, Poaceae.